This is a messenger RNA of Triplophysa rosa, 2278 nucleotides long. RefSeq lists its product as uncharacterized. Lineage: Eukaryota; Metazoa; Chordata; Actinopteri; Cypriniformes; Nemacheilidae. The transcript has 7 exons. Gene Ontology annotation, molecular function: nucleic acid binding. The record is from RefSeq and is a predicted model, not a curated record. The coding region runs from base 180 to 1031 and encodes 283 amino acids.
UGAAUUCAUGGUGUUUGUGAAUUCAUGGUGUCAUUCAAGUUUUCGUAACUAUAGUGUUCCUAUAUGUGUGGGUAUAAGGGAACAGUAUUUUAAGUUUGGGUAUAAGGGGUAGCAACCAGAUAUAAGUGGGGACUUGUUACCUUUUUGUUCCACGAAGUUACAGGAUCAAUGGAAACCUUAUGAAAGAUUUAAAAAUCAAAUCUCGACUGUGUGAGAUGCAUUGUGAAAAUGGGCCAAUAAAAAAACUAAAAGCAACAAUAAAGAGGGCCCUUUGCAAAAUGGCUCAAGAAAAUCCCAAAAGCUGGGAUAAACACGUGGACAAACUCAUGUUUACAUUAAGAACAAAAAUAAAGAGUUCCCCCUUUCAAAGACUAUUUGGACAUGAGGCACGCCACCCAUCAAAAGUCCCUAAACACUUUAAGGUUGCCAGUCCGGCAUUAUCAAGCCCGUCGUCUGAGGAAUCCCCAUCCAGCCCAGCGUCUGAGGUAUCCCCGUCCAGCCCAGCGUCUGAGGUAUCACCAUCUGACCCAACGUCUGAGGCAUCACAUAUGUCAGACACGUCCACCACUCCAGCUGCUGGAAAUACAUACAUCGUAACACCAACAGCCACCCAUGAUCCAGCUGAAUUUCCAAUUUGCUUGAAAGCAAUAGAUUCAGAAAUCAUUAACAGACAUAUCGAUGAGGCCUGGGCUGGAAAAAAAGUCCAGGUGUUACUAUCGAAGAUUGGACCAUACAAAAUAUUUUAUUUUGACAUUUAUAACAUUUCAUCACAAAAACAACUUGAAUGUGAAGUCAUGAAUGGAUACAUGACAAGUGUAAUUAGAAAUCUAAAUGAAAAUUCUCCCAAAAAAGCAUUAUUAAUUGAUUCAAAUGAAAUGACAGGGAUAUGGAAAGGAAAUGCUUGGAAGCUGAAGAUUGACCUCACAACGUACAGUUGUGUUUUAGGCUUUGUGAAUGAUCACAAUCACUGGACUGUUGUGGUAAAUGGAACACUUUACUUUAAAAAGACUUUCAAGAUUUUCUAUGAUUAGAUGCAGAUAUGGAAUGCAUUAUGAAUUAUGUAUAUUGUAUAAUGCUUUUAUCAUAAAUGUUUCGGUUACAACUGUAACCUCAGUUCCCCGAAUAGCGGAACGAGACAUUACCAUAUGGGACUCCUCCCCCUUCUGGACCCUUGUGAAGUAGUAUAGGCUCACGCCAGUGUCAAUGCACUGGACAAUUGCCCUGUGGCAUGCAUACAUCUAAUUAAAGCAGCGGCAAUUCCGUCAGAAUCUAACCGAACGCUGACAGAUAUGCUGCGUGCACGGCGAGGUUUGGUAAUGUCAAGUUCUGCUAUUCAGGGAACCCAGGUUACAUUCAUAACCGAGACAUUUCCCAUCACUGCUUCACUCAACAUUACCAUGUGGGACAAUAAUAAAAUCCUACCGUGGGCACGGCACAGACAAGGAAUGACUCUGUAUACACUUUUAAUAGCAAUAUCGACCCCAAGCUUCUCUACGCUGUGCUGAGAAGCUUGGUCAGUGAUAAGUCAAUUCAACCAAUGAGCAAGCAGCACCCAUGCUCUAAAAAAAUUGCAUACUGAGGGAAAUACGUACUACACUGACAGGGUUGGCAAAAUAUAGUAGUAUACUAUAAAGAUAGUAAAGUGACACUGCCGAAGCAGGGACAACUGUACCUAAUAAGAACAGAAGGUCUUAUUAACUAUCACACAGCUCAUGCUUAAAAUGCAUACAGAGGAAAAGACACUGCUGCACUAGUAGGGCAGGCUAAAAUAGAAGUAGAAAAUGUGUAUGCCAGCACAGUGAUCUUGCCGAAGCGGGGCUUACUGUAAUUGUUCCCUGAAAAGCACUCUCAGAACUAAAGAAUGUAUAUCCAGUUUAUGGAAUCUGGCUAACGUGUUCUGAGAAGACCAGCCAACCGUGAAACAGAUCUCCUGAAUAGACGUACCUUUUGCCCAGCUCCACAAAGAGGCGAUGGCCCUAAAAGAGUGAGCUCGAACUUUAAGCGGGCAUUCUUUACAUUGGCUCGAAUUUGCCUUCGCGAUAGCAUGCACAAUCUAGUGAGAGAGUCUCUGUUUGGAGACAGCUCUUCCUUUCGCGCAGCCAACAUAGCAAACAAAAAGCAGGCUAGCCUUGACAAAAUGCAGCUGUGCGUUCAAUAUACUCCCUUAAGGCCUUAACUGGGCAGACAGCAGGCUGAGCUUCAGCACUCUGCGAGGACAAUAGAACAAUACCAAUGGCCGUACGGAGGGAGGAUGUAGCCUCCUUGCUCCUCUGAGAAA